This is a messenger RNA of Penicillium manginii, 315 nucleotides long. RefSeq lists its product as uncharacterized. The coding region runs from base 1 to 315 and encodes 104 amino acids. Lineage: Eukaryota; Fungi; Ascomycota; Eurotiomycetes; Eurotiales; Aspergillaceae. The transcript has 2 exons. The record is from RefSeq and is a predicted model, not a curated record.
AUGAAUCCAGGCUGGAAGAUUGGCGUCGUGUUUGGUGCAACACCAACGCAAGUGGAGACCGAGAGUAUUCAGGCAGCGCUUCCCCUUGAUCCGGCAGUGGUAAUAAGCAAGUGGUCUCAAUCGGCGAAGAUUUUACUGCCUGCUGAGCUGGAAGGUCUGCCCGCUGUUACCAAGGAUAUUGGGAGAGGUCUUGUAGAUAAGGGCUUUGGUUUCCAUAUGGUUGUGAACACGCUACUCAAAGCCGCAGUAGCCAUUCAUCGCUUAAGCAAGCAAAGGCCAGGUAAUUAUAUCACCGGACGCAUAUCUGCGUUAUGA